Episyrphus balteatus (marmalade hoverfly) is the source of this 5601-nucleotide messenger RNA. RefSeq names its product protein serrate (gene Ser). Gene Ontology annotation, molecular function: calcium ion binding; Notch binding. The transcript has 16 exons. Gene Ontology annotation, cellular component: plasma membrane; protein-containing complex. Bases 1027 to 4914 code for a protein of 1295 amino acids. The record is from RefSeq and is a predicted model, not a curated record. Gene Ontology annotation, biological process: multicellular organism development; Notch signaling pathway; cell communication. Lineage: Eukaryota; Metazoa; Arthropoda; Insecta; Diptera; Syrphidae.
AAGAUUAAAAAAAGAAAACAAAAAGGAAGUAAAUAUUGUGCCCUGCGGAAUACCGUUUUUUUCGAGUAUAUCGUGUUUUAUUGUAUGUUGUCUGGUGUUUUUUGUUGUUGUUGUUUCGACUUCCGUAUCCGGUUAUCAUAUAAAUGUCUCCCUCCAUCAUAAUGCAACACAUGAUUUGAAGCAACACAAAAAAAUUAUUUAUCUUGCUUUAUACAGUUAGAUUGUGAGUGAGAGCAAAUUGGUGUUAAUUGAAUUGCAUUUGUGCACGCAUUAUAACGGCAAAACUACACGCGCAAACGCAAAUAUACACAGUUUUUAUUUGCGAAACAAAUUAAGCCCAGGAAAAGAGCAAGAAAAAGGGCGCCCUUAUUCCUAAUUGUUUAUUAAUUAGUGUCAUCUCGGGGGUUUAACGCUUUUGGCGAUAAACAAAUAUACUUCUAACAAGAGUGGAUAUAUAAUAUUAUUUAUUUAUUUAUUCCGUCCCGUUAUAAUUUGUGUGUUUGUGUGUGUUAGAAGAAAGAUAUAGCCUGAUCUUAUUGUUGUUGUUGUUGGUGUUAAAUAACAUAAAGUGGGUGACUAAUUAUUACAGUUUUAUAUAAUUUGCUACUGGGACGACGUCUAGCGGUGUAUGAGUGCAACAUCAUCAUCACCCAUCUAUCCGCAGCAGCCAUAUGUACAUUGUUCUGCAUGGGCAAUGAUAAGCGCCCCCGGAGUAGUAGUAUAAUGUGCAACAACAUCAAACAGUGGCUGACUUGUUGCAAGUAGAAAAUAAAAGAAAAAAUAUAUCUACUUUGCGUAUAUAACACCCCCCUCGUGCGUUUUAUCGGGCGUCUAUAUUUUCAUCGUUCGUAUAGUUGUCGUCGACAAAUUGGAUUACAGAUUGCUGCUUCAGCUAGUAUUGGACUUAUAGUGUGGCUGUGAUCGAGCAUCCUAUAAGAAAAAAAUAAACAACAUUUAUAGAAAUAGCAUAUAUCUAGCUUCUCUCUUAAGCUAGUGUAUCUCUAUCUUUUUCUAUAUAAAAUUUAAAUGUUAAAAAUGUUUACAAAACAUUUCAGGAGAAAAUUAUUAUCGCAUAGCAAUGAUAUGCACCAUCAUACACUUGUUGUUGUUGUUGCGUACAUUGUUGUAUUUUUAAUUAAUAAGGUAUCAACGGCCGGCAACUUUGAGCUGGAACUACUAGAAAUCUCGAACACAAACAGCCACCUGAUGAGUGGCUAUUGCUGUGGUGUUCCUCUAGAAAUAAGAAGUACGAGAACAACAGAUUGUCCGCCAUGUUCGACGGCGUUCCGGUUGUGUCUUAAGGAGUACCAGAGUUCGGCGCCAGAAAGCUUUACGGCCGGGUGUUCAUUUGGCAAUUCGAGUACGGGCAUCCUUGGAGGCUCUAGUUUUGUGCUGAGUGAUCCCGGAAUUGGAGCUAUUGUUCUGCCAUUUACAUUUCGCUGGACGAAGUCGUUUACGUUGAUCCUACAAGCACUGGAUAUGUACAACACCUCCUAUCCAGAUGCUGAGAGGUUAAUUGAAGAAGCAACUUUUUCGGGCGUCAUCCUACCAUCGCCCGAAUGGAAGACACUCGAUCACAUUGGGAAGAAUGCCCGCAUAACAUACCGGGUGAGAGUUCAGUGUGCAGUUACAUACUACAAUACGACAUGUACAACGUUCUGUCGGCCAAGGAAUGACCAGUUCGGGCAUCAUACAUGCGGAUCGGAGGGUCAGAAGGUGUGCCUUAAUGGUUGGCAAGGAGUUAAUUGCGAAAAGGCAAUAUGUAAACCAGGCUGUGAUCCGACGCAUGGGAAAUGCGAUCAACCAGGAGCAUGCGAAUGCCGGCCCGGAUGGCGUGGACCCCUUUGCAACGAGUGCAUGGUCUAUCCCGGCUGCAAGCACGGAUCAUGUAAUGGUAUCGCUUGGCAAUGUCUAUGCGAUACAAAUUGGGGUGGCAUCCUAUGUGACCAAGAUUUAAAUUAUUGUGGCACCCAUGAGCCUUGCAUGCACGGAGGGACAUGCGAGAAUACGGCACCUGAUCAAUAUCGCUGCACAUGCGCAGAAGGCCUCUCCGGUGAACGGUGCGAGAUUGUGGAGCAUCCGUGCGCGACGCAACCGUGUAAAAAUGGAGGCACAUGCACGCUCAAGGAAUCGCAAAAAAUGACUGAUUCGAUGGGAAUGGCUACGGGACUAAGUGUGCGCGGCAUGCGAGGCAUGAGUUCCAUGGGAAAACCAGUUGGACGCAAUCGUAAUCCUAUGAACAACGGAGGCACCAUUGGCAGCAGCAGCAGCACCAGCAGCGUCGGCAGUGCAAUGGCAAGAAUGAGUCCAACCACUCCACCUGUGGCUGAAUUCACUUGUACCUGUGCACCCGGUUGGACGGGUCCCACAUGCGAAAUAAACAUUGACGAGUGCGCCGGAGGUCCCUGCGAGCACGGUGGCACUUGUAUAGACCUGGUCGGGGGCUUUCGAUGCGAAUGCCCCCCCGAAUGGACCGGCGACAUAUGCCAGAUGGAUGUCAACGAAUGUGAGUCGAAUUUGGCCACAAAUCUUGGGCCCUGUACCAAUGCGGAAAAGUGUCAUAAUUUGCCGGGCUCUUUUUCGUGCCAAUGCUUGAAAGGCUGGGGCGGACCAACCUGUGCCAAAGACCUGGACGAUUGCAAAGGCCAGUGCAAGAAUGGAGCAACUUGCAUUGAUUUGGUUGACGAUUAUCAUUGUGCGUGUGCAACAGGUUACAAAGGACGGGACUGUGAGACGGACAUCAAUGAAUGCGCGAAAUCACCUUGUCGCAACGGUGGCGAAUGUGUGGACAUGAUUGGGAAAUUUAAGUGCAUAUGUCCACUUGGCUACUCGGGGUCGUUGUGUGAGGAAGCCAAGGAUCACUGUACACCAUCACCUUGCAUUCAAGGAAGCUGUCUUAAUACACCCGGUGGAUAUUACUGUCAUUGCCCUCCCGAUCAUGAAGGUAAACACUGUGAGAAUAUGCGCCCACUUUGCUCUUCGCCGCACUGUAAUGAAAGUUGUACACCACCCAUAACUAACUCAACACAAUUCCCAGCAUCACCAUGUAGUGGACACGGGAAUUGCGAAAACGGAGACGUUGGCACCUACUGCAAGUGUCAUCCAGGACGUACAGGAACCUACUGUGAGCACAAUUUAAAUGAAUGCUCUCCGAAUCCCUGCCGCAAUGGAGGAAUCUGCUUGGACGGUGAAGGUGAUUUCACAUGCGAGUGCAUAUCAGGUUGGACAGGUAAACGUUGCUCGGAGCGUGCGACUCAGUGCUACGCUGGACAGUGCCAAAACGGCGGAACAUGUGUAACUGCCGACGGCAGUGGAACGGCGCAAUGUCGUUGCGCACAAGGCUGGAAUGGGCAAUUUUGUAGCGAAGCAAUCGACCAGUGCCAGGGUCAGCCUUGUCAUAACGGGGGCACCUGUGAGUCCGGACCGGGGUGGUUUCGUUGUUUGUGUGCGCAGGGCUUUUCUGGACCCGAUUGUCGGAUAAAUUUGAACGAGUGUUCGCCACAGCCGUGUCUGGGUGGUGCUCGUUGCAUUGAUGGCAUCGGUGGAUACACCUGUGUUUGUCCGCCCGGAAGGCAAGGAGUUCGAUGUGAGAUUUCUCUUUCGGACCCCCAGUCAGCUUGUUUGAAUAUAACAACCCUUUCGCCGUAUAAUUCGUUGGUGAACAGCUCAAAUGUUACAUUGCCAGCGGUUUCGUUGGAGGAGUCUUGUAAUGCGUGUACUUGUGACAAGGGAAAGAGAAAGUGUACGAAUUUGUGGUGUGGUCUGCCGAAUUGUUUUGGAGAUGAGUCGAAGACUUCCAAUCUGUCAAUAACUUGUCAGAGUCAUGAAGUUUGUGUACCAUCGUUGAGGGAGUCAUGUUUAUCACCACCGUGUUUGACGAGAGGAGAUUGUAGGGAGUUGGAGCCUUCGAGGAGGGUAGCUCCUCCAAAGCUUCCAGCGAAGAGUGAAUGUUGGCCAAAUCAAGCGGUUCUCAAUGAGAAUUGUGCGAGAUUGACGAUUCUGGUGGAAUUGGAGAGACUGAGUAAGGGAACGUCGGUGGAGAGUUUGUGUUCGACAAUGCGUUUGUUGCUGGCCGGGAGGAUGGUUAACGAGCCGACAAGCGAAGGAAUGCUGAUUCUUAUUUGUGACUUGAAGACAUCGACCAAUGAUACCAUCGAAGUGACACUGUCAUCUACAAAGGUUGGCGAUGCCCAACUUCCACUUGCAAUAAAACUCCUUGGUGAAUUACUUUCACGGCAAAGUGGAAUUUCUCAUACAAAUCAACAAGUUCCUAACCCAUCAUUGGCACCUUUGAUUUCAAUUCUUGAAGUCAAAGUAGAAACUGCCUUGGUAACAAAGAAUUCCAAUAGCUCCGGCCUCCUCUUUGGAAUUCUAUGUGGCAUUGGAAUAGUUCUAGUGGGUUUUGCAGUUUUCAUGGUCAUGAUUUGGAAACAAAAAACAUCGAUAAGAACUACUUCCGGCAUCAAUCUCACUUCAUCCCUCGAUGCUUUGCGACACGAGGAAGAAAAAUCAAAUAACCUACAAAAUGAAGAGAAUCUAAAAAGAUACACGAAUCCUCUGAAAGGGAGCACGAGCUCCCUUCGAGCGAAUGGCAUGGAAUUGAGUCUAAACCCAGCCCCAGAGUUAUCCAGUAUACCUCCCUUAGCUGCUGGCCCAAGUUCCCUGCAUCACUCGCAACCACUUUAUCCGCCAUGUGAAUCAAAUUUUGACCACGAGCUGGACUCGUCGUCCAAAGCUAUGCAGCAAAAGAGAAACUCACAAAUCCUCCUGCAUAAAACACAAAACUUCGACAUGAAGAAAAAUACUGUCGGUUCGUUGGACAGUCCGCGCAAGGACUUUGGAAAACGCUCAAUCAACUGUAAAUCUGCGCCACCCAUCACUGGCGAUCCGGACGUUCUAACGGUGCAUGUGUAGUGAAGGGCCAUAAUUAUUAUGGCGCACAGUUUUUUAAGUUAACCAUAGGUUGUCAUUGGUUGUAAAUGUUAGAUAUAUAUUUAUUGUAAUCUAAGUUUCCGAUUGUCUUCCGAUAGAGGGGGUUGUUGAGAAUAAGAAGAAAUAUAGAGAUCUCGUACGAUACGCACGAAAGUUGUUUAAAAAAAAUUUAUUUUAACUGAAGAGAUGCACAUAAGUUCCUCGCAAAAUGCAUUUAAAAAGAGUAAAGAGAGAAGAGAGACAAUUUAUGUUGAGAAAAAGCGCCAUCUAUAAAUAAACUUCAGAACCUACUUAAACAAUUAUAUUUUAAAAAAAUGAAAUCUCACGCAGUAUUCAAGUUAAAUAAAAAAAGAAAAAUAUUAAACAGCAAUAUUAAUUGUUUUCAAAUCCUAAUGAGUGUGAUAUUAUAAAAUUAAAUGUAAUUUUAAUUUUAAGUUUAAAAAAUAAGAAAAAAAAAUUUUAAGUUAACUUAAGAUAAUUUCUUAAAUGUAAAUAUAAAAAAAAAUUAAUUAGAACAGAGAUUAUUCUUUAAAAUAUUUUUAUGUAAAUACAAACAAAAUGUAAAUAGUUAAUUUUUUUUAUUUUAAUUUUAAACAUAAAAUGAUUAAAAAAAAUUAAAAAAAAAAAACAAAGUUUGAUGCAAUUCCAGUUAUAUUUUUAUUUCAUUCG